Mus musculus (house mouse) is the source of this 561-nucleotide messenger RNA. It is a transcript of the gene Pate11, whose product is annotated as prostate and testis expressed 11. The record is from RefSeq and is marked validated. Bases 56 to 355 code for a protein of 99 amino acids. The transcript is spliced from 4 exons. Lineage: Eukaryota; Metazoa; Chordata; Mammalia; Rodentia; Muridae.
GAGCACUGUAUCCUCUCCUCUGCUGCUUUCUGGUCUGCAGAUCAAUCUUGCAGCAAUGGGAAAGCACGUCUUGCAGCUCCUGCUGGUCCUGUCUUUGCUGGUGAUGUCCCUGCAAGCUUUGACAUGUAUCACAUGUGAUAGGAUGAAUUCUCGGAGAAUUUGUGAGGGGAAAGAAGGUUGCUGUCAGGCUAGACCUGGAGAGAAGUGUGCCUCGUUCAUAACCCUUAAAGAUGGCAAAAUUCAGUUUGGAAGCCAGAGAUGUGCUGACCUUUGCUUCACUGGGACUGUUAUGAUUGGAGAUAAGACAGUAAAAAUGAACUGUUGCAACAACAAAUCUUUCUGCAAUAAACUAUAAAUCUUAUACUUAAUUGUACUCCUGGAUUUUAGAUUCUACAGUUUAACAAGUGUAUCUUCUCACAACCACCAAAAUUAAGAUUCAGAGAUUUUUCAAUACCUCCAGAAGUCCCAUGUCCCUUCACUGUCAUGAAAGCCUGCCUUCGCUGUCAUCCUCUCCCAAACUUUGACAUUACACUGUUUCCCUGAUAAAGAGUUCAAUUCUUU